CAGAAUCAACACCAUUCAAUCACCUGCUCCAAUCCCAAAAACCAUUCAAAUAUUCCACAAAUCAAGGAGAAAUUGCGGUAUAAAUAGCACAUCUCAGACCGUCUUUCUAAUUCUCCCAUAUUGCCAUCCCGUUAGCUCCAUUUCGUCGUACUGCAGUUCCGCGGGCGCUUGUGACAACGUCCCUGCCCCACCUCCCAUAAGAAACAAACGCCUUUCCCGCCCAUUGCAACUUGCUGGUCCUCGAAACACCAGAAUUUUCUCUGCAUCCUCGUAUGGACUCACCGGAAUGCUGCGCUCUUGUUCGCAGAUUAGGCCACGGGCCGUGGGGUUGACGUCGACUCGACAAGCUGGAUCUUGUUUAUAUUACCCUAGAAAUGCGAAAAUUGUACAAAGAGCUUGUAACCACCAGAACCAUGCCCAUCACAAACCACCACCAUGGAGGCCAGCAUUUUCUCUGGACCAGUAAGGUAUCCGAAUAUUCAGAUUGAUUCUAGAAGCUAAUCUUUAAGCAGGUGGGUGGCAAAGGAAGCUCGUCCGAUUAGUCUCAGACAGUUGAUGGUAUUUGGUCGCACAUUGACUGAAAGUCGAUUGAUUAGCUCCGCCAACUAUGUUCGGACGGAAUUGCCAACUAGGUCGAAGCUCCAUUCCGAUUUUCAAUACAAUAACUAACACUUCUUUUAGAUUAGCUCAUCGUAUACGAGAUAUGCAAACCCUUCCCUACGUCGUUGUCACGAAUCCCCAUAUCAGCCAGGUGUACGAGUUAUAUUACAAGGCUUUUGAGGGAUUGAGGAAGAUCCCAGAGAUUAAGACUUUAGAGGAUAACAAGAAGUUUUGUGAAAAGAUUGCGCAGAAUCUACAAGAGCAUCUUACAGUCAUCCCAAGUCUGGCUAUGGGAGUUUUGGAAUGCAGAGAUCUUAUGGCACAGGAGGAUAUGGACAGAUUCAUGAACACCAUACUGCGCUCGGUAAGGAAUCCUUCUAAAAGCAAAAGGAGGGGAACUUUGGCUAACUAUCCUCUUACAGCGGAUUUCUCGUCGGGUAAUAGCAGAGCAACACAUAGCUCUUACAGAAACCUUUCACAGCCCACAUCAUUUCCCAGACGCACCACUUCCGGAAACUGAAUUCGUAGGAGAAGUCCUUGUAAAAUGCAAUGCCAAUGAUAUUGUAGCUCGCUGUGGCCAUGAAGUUGCAGCUCUCGCGCAAGCCGCCUACGGUCCCUCGACCCUCCUCCCAGAAAUCAAACUUUCAGGGCAUCUCCACGCAACAUUUCCAUAUAUCCUAAGCCACAUCGAAUACAUCAUUGGUGAGCUUCUGCGCAACUCCAUCCAAGCAAUCGUGGAAAAACAACGCGCAACCCCAGGAACACCUACCCAACCACCUCCAAUCGAAGUAACAGUCUGCGAGGCUCAACAACACGUCAUAAUCCGAGUCUCAGACCAAGGAGGUGGUAUCCCAAGAGACAUCCUCCCCCAUAUCUGGUCAUUUAGCAAAGGUCCCCGCAGCCACGAGACCCUCGAGAAUCUGAACCAAGUCCCCAAAAUGGCUGCCACACUCCAAGAACUCCGCGUCUCGGACACAGAUCUCCAAUUCCCACAAAAACAAAUCGAUACCCCUGCCAAAAAACAUGCCGCUAAGGAAAGACCGGAAACCUCACAAUUCCAUAAGACGGGGGUUCUGAUGCACGAUUCGUCCCUCGCAUCUUUGAGCACACGGCCCCCAAACUUGAGACUGGGAAUGGGGCUCCCGCUGAGUAGAGUGUAUGCAGAGUACUGGGCGGGUAGUUUGGAGUUGCAUAGUCUGGAAGGAUAUGGAGUUGAUGCAUUUUUGCAGAUUAGCAAGUUGGGAAAUAAGAAUGAGCAGCUGACUAUGAGGGCUAGUAUGGAUGCAGUUUAGAGAUAGAAAGAGGGAAGGGGAGAGUGGCAAGGAGAAAAAGGGAGAAGAAUAGAGGAAGAGGGGAAGGGAAGAUAGCGUGUUUUUGUUAUGCGAGCGGAUAUACCCAUUAGUUAGUCAGAUGUUGGUUUCUACUUUGGAAACAAUUUGUUUUUCCUUUCAGAAAUGAAAGAGCGAAUUGGAUAUGAAUCAUAUGAUGGAUGAUGAUAUAUCCACCGCGAGAGAUCAGCCCUUCUAUUUCCUUGCCUGCAUGAUACUACAUCCCAUCACGCCCAACAAUCUGGCACUCCAUACGUAAUCCCAACUAUCCCUCUCUCAUAACCCCUGAAAGCAAAACGAUAUUUGUUGUAAGAAUCCUUUUGCAAGUAACAACUAUUGGGUUGAAAGGGUAUUGGGUACUGAAGGUCAUGGAGAAUUGAUUGCAUUGUAAAAGGUAGCUAUCUAAGGUGUUUAUAUAAAGAGUGUAAGGUUUAGGCAGACAUGAAGCAUUUAGGUAGCAGAACUAUAAGUGGAUCAAAUAAGGAAGUGGAGCAAAAGAGAAAGUAGACCCAGCACAACAACAACCUAG
Messenger RNA from Hymenoscyphus albidus, 2457 nucleotides. The record is from the annotation of a GenBank genome assembly. NCBI's taxonomy places the organism in Eukaryota, Fungi, Ascomycota, Leotiomycetes, Helotiales, Helotiaceae.